UACGAUGGCGUCAGCAGUGUGCUCCAGUUCCUAGGACUUUACAAGAAAUCUGGAAAACUUGUGUUCUUGGGUUUGCACAACGCAGGCAAAACCACUCUUCUACAUGUGUUCAAAGAGGACAGAUUGGGCCAACGUGUUUCAACAUCACAUCUGACAUCAGAAGAGCUGACGAUUGCUGGAAUGACUUUUACAACUUUUGAUCUUGGUGGGCAUGAGCAAGCAUGUCCACCAUGUCGGGUUUGGAAAAAUUAUCUCCCAGCAAUUAAUGGGACUGUCUUUCUGGUGGAUUAUGCAGAUCAUCCUCACCUCACAGAAUCCAAAGCUGAACUUAAUGUGUCAAUAACUGAUGAAACAGUAUCCAAUGUGCCAAUCCUUACCUUGGGUAACAAAAUUGACAGAUCAAACGCAAUCAAUGAAGAAAAACUCCAUAAGACGUUUGGACUUUAUGGACAGACCACAGGAAGGGGGACUGUGACCCUGAAGGCGCUGAACCCCUGCCCCAUGGAAGUGUUCAGGUACAGUGUGCUCAGGAGACAAGGCUAUAGCAAGGGCAUCUGCUGGGUCUCCCAGAAUGUUGACUGAUAUUUGGACAGUGAAAAUAAGAGAGUUUUACUUCUCUUGACUGAUCCUAU
Artibeus jamaicensis (Jamaican fruit-eating bat) is the source of this 632-nucleotide messenger RNA. RefSeq names its product GTP-binding protein SAR1a-like. The annotation marks the transcript as partial. The transcript has a single exon. Gene Ontology annotation, biological process: vesicle organization; intracellular protein transport; endoplasmic reticulum to Golgi vesicle-mediated transport. Gene Ontology annotation, cellular component: endoplasmic reticulum exit site; COPII vesicle coat. The record is from RefSeq and is a predicted model, not a curated record. NCBI's taxonomy places the organism in Eukaryota, Metazoa, Chordata, Mammalia, Chiroptera, Phyllostomidae. Gene Ontology annotation, molecular function: GTPase activity; GTP binding.